Oncorhynchus nerka (sockeye salmon) is the source of this 2430-nucleotide messenger RNA. Its product is annotated as polypyrimidine tract-binding protein 2-like. Gene Ontology annotation, cellular component: nucleus. NCBI's taxonomy places the organism in Eukaryota, Metazoa, Chordata, Actinopteri, Salmoniformes, Salmonidae. The record is from RefSeq and is a predicted model, not a curated record. The coding region runs from base 94 to 1677 and encodes 527 amino acids. Gene Ontology annotation, biological process: regulation of RNA splicing; mRNA processing. Gene Ontology annotation, molecular function: mRNA binding. The transcript is spliced from 13 exons.
GCCAAGCUCUCAAGUCCCUCCAUUUUGUUGUAUGUGCUGUUGGCAAGAGAAGUGCAAAAAAAAACUGUUGUCGUUUAUAACGAUAUUCUAGCAAUGGACGGUAUGGGAGAUGUUGCAGUUGGUGUGAAGAGAGGAUCAGAUGAGCUGAUGUCAACCAGUGUCUACAACAGUGGAUCUGACAUGAGCAGUAUCGGUGAUGUUACAGCCAAUGGGAGCGACAGUAAAUCCAAUGGGAGCGACAGUAAAAAGCUGAGAGUGGAAGACCGGAUGGAGGCCCCUCCCUCUCGUGUGCUGCACAUCAGAAAACUGCCCAAUGAAACUUCAGAAUCGGAGGUCAUUGCCCUGGGGUUACCUUUCGGGAAGGUCACAAAUAUCCUGACGCUUAAGGGGAAAAACCAGGCUUUCUUGGAGCUGGGCACAGAGGAAGCAGCGAUAACCAUGAUCAACUACUACUCUACUGUGACACCGCAUGUUCGGAACGUCCCCGUGUUCAUCCAGUAUUCCAACCACAAAGAACUCAAAACAGAUAGUGGAAACCAGCGGGCCCAGGCGGUCCUGCAGGCGGUGUCAGCGGUCCAAGGAGGAGGUACUCCUGCGUCGGGCUCCGUUGUAGAUCUAACCGCUGCGUCCAGCCCUGUGCUCAGAAUAAUCAUCGACAACAUGUUCUAUCCAGUCACUCUGGAUGUGUUGCAGCAGAUCUUCUCAAAGUUCGGAACAGUCAUGAAGAUCAUCACAUUCACCAAGAACAAUCAGUUCCAGGCUCUGUUGCAGUUCAACGACCCACCCACCGCCCAGCAAGCCAAAAUAGCCCUGGAUGGUCAGAACAUCUACAACUCGUGCUGUACGCUCCGCAUCGACUACUCCAAGCUGGUCAACCUGAACGUGAAGUACAACAACGACAAGAGCCGUGACUACACCCGGCCAGAGCUCCCUGCAGGGGACGGCCAGCCUGCCAUGGACCCCAACAUGGCUGCUGCCUUCCAAGGCAAGGACUCCAACUCUCUGCUCGGUGGCCUGAGCCCGCUGAAUGCUGCGGCGGCGGCGGCUGCUGCUGCAGGGAGGGUAGCUCUGUCGGGUCACUCUGGCGCCAGUGGCGUGCUCCUGGCCUCCAACCUCAACGAAGAGAUGGUUACGCCCCAAAGUCUGUUUACUCUCUUCGGGGUGUAUGGUGAUGCCCAGAGGGUGAAGAUCCUCUACAAUAAGAAAGACAGUGCUCUGAUACAGAUGGCUGAUUCCAACCAAGCCCAGCUAGCCAUGAGUCACCUGAAUGGGCAGAAGAUGCAUGGGAAACCAAUCAGGGUGGCUCUGUCUAAGCACACCUCGGUACAGCUGCCCAGGGAUGGACUGGAUGACCAGGGCCUCACCAAAGACUUCACCAACUCGCCCCUGCACCGCUUCAAGAAGCCUGGCUCCAAGAACUUCCAGAAUAUUUUCCCUCCCACCACCACUCUUCACCUCUCCAACAUCCCAACGGACGUUUCCGAGGAAGACCUCCGACUGCUGUUCUCCAACGCCGGGGGAACCGUCAACGCAUUCAAGUUCUUUCAGGAUCACAAAAUGGCGCUGCUCCAGAUGUCAACGGUGGAGGAGGCCAUCCAGGGUCUGAUCGACCUCCACAACUACAACAUGGGUGACAACCAUCACCUGAGAGUCUCUUUCUCCAAAUCCACCAUCUAAACCUAUGCAUAAUGAUCGAUCCUCCACAACAUCCAUCGCUUUCUGUUUUCCCUAGCAGAUUUUUGGCUGGCAUUUGUUAAACCCUGUUGACUCGUUCCAGACUCUGGGGACCACAUUUGGACCUUAUUGUUUCUUUCUAAGUGUUAUCAGUCAUUCCUUCAAAAAACCAGAAACCCAAACCGGGGGGAGAAAAUGUUGUACUUCUAUGUUUUGAGGACAUUUUAACCCCUUCACCUGAUCCUGACCCCUGUGUUAGUCCCAUACCCCCUGAUCCUGACCCCUGUUAGUCCCAUACCCUCUGACCCCUGUGUUAGUCUCAUACCCUCUGAUCCUGACCCCUGUGUUAGUCCCAUAGCCUCUGAUCCUGACCCCUGUGUUAGUCCCAUACCCUCUGAUCCUGACCCCUGUGUUAGUCCCAUAGCCUCUGAUCCUGACCCCUGUGUUAGUCCCAUAGCCUCUGAUCCUGACCCCUGUGUUAGUCCCAUACCCUCUGAUCCUGACCCCUGUGUUAGUCCCAUACCCUCUUAUCCUGACCCCUGUGUUAGUCCCAUACCCUCUGAUCCUGACCCCCCUGUUAGUCCCAUACCCUCUGACCCCUGUGUUGGUCCAAUACCCUCUUCUCCUGACCCCUGUGUUAACCCCACGCCCCCUGACCCCUGUGUUAACCCCACGCCCCCUGACCCCUGUGUUAACCCCACGCCCCCUGACCCCUGUGUUAACCCCACGCCCCCUGACCCCUGUGUUAGCCCCACG